AUGGAAGGGAAAGCUAAAAGAUAUAAAUUGUGGCUUGAAGACGAUGAAAAAAACGUACCUCGCUCAACUCUUCAAGUUUAUAAACAAAGAGAUCUAGACAUUGUUGCAGCUGAUAAUUGUGAGCCGAUGGUUGAUUCCGACACAGAAGAUGAGCAUGGUUCACUGAAAGUUUAUGCUGUGCUUGCAACAAAGUUUAAAAAAAUUAUUAAUGAUGAAGAGAAAGUUGAACCCAAGUAUUUUAAUGUGAGAAGUAAUAUAAUUUUUCCAACAACUGUUUUAAUUGAAUGGUAUAACAAAAAUGCUAAAGAGCAUAUAUUAAAACAAGUGGGGGAGUUUGAAGAGAAGGAAUCACAAUGGACACUUCAUUCAAUUACAAAAUUAGAAGUCAACGUUAACAAAUAUAAUGCAAUACGAGUUGGGUCCUACAUUGAUUUACCUAUCGAAAUCAAAGCAAAGCGUGCAUGUAUAAAUGUUAAAAAUAUGGAUACAAUUGUUUUAACUGUACAACACAGUCUCAUUACACUUGACUUUAGAAAAAAGAAACAUAUCUGUGAUCGAUGUCUUCAUUACUUUGUCACGGAGGAGAGAUUAGCCAGACAUGAGGAGGAGUGCAAGACGUUAAAUGAGUGUAAAAUAAACCUUCCCAAACCAGGACAGAAUUUUAUUCAGUUUAAAAAUUAUGGAAACAGAGAAAAAGUUCCAUUUGUAAUCUACGCUGACUGUGAGUGUUUGUUGAAUCCUGUCGAAGAUGAAGAAACCACUUGUAAUACUGAAGUGAUUCAACGUCAUGAAAUGUUCAGUACUGGAUAUUAUUCAAAUUGCAGUUAUGAUGAUUCGUUAUCCAAAUACAAUUCGUGUCCAGAUGGAACAGAUGCUGCCAAGUGGUUCGUCCAGGAGUUGAAACAGUUGGCUGAAACUCUGGAUAAUAUUUUUAAAAACCCUAUUCCAAUGGAUAGAUUGACACAUGACGAGAUUAAAGCUUUUGUUGAUGCUCAAAUAUGUCAUAUUUGUGAAGGGUCAUUUUUACCACGUGAGAAGAAAGUUCGAGACCAUUCCCACUUAACUGGUAAAUAUCGAGGUGCAGCUCAUGAAAAAUGUAAUUUAAAUUAUCAAGAUUCACGAGUAGUACCAGUUGUAUUUCACAAUUUGAGUGGGUAUGAUGCUCAUUUUAUAAUUAGAGUCAUUUGUUUAGAAUUUUCGGGAAAGAUUGAACUUUUACCACUGAAUAAAGAAAAAUAUAUUUCUUUUACUAAAUAUGUAAAAGAAACGAAAAUCAAAUUUCGAUUUAUAGACUCAUUUAAAUUCAUGGCAUCGUCUUUGGAGAAAUUGGCAUCAUCCUUAUCCGAGUAUAAAAUUGUGAAUCAAGUAUUUUCAAACUUCACCUCUGAAGAAAUUGAAUUACUUACACGAAAAGGGGUUUUACCGUAUGAAUAUUUGGAUUCUCGUCAAAGAUUAGAAGAAACAAACUUACCUGCUAAAGAAAAAUUUUGUAGUACAUUGAAUGAUAGUACGGUUUCUGAUGAAGAUUACUUACAUGCCCAACGUAUUUGGUCUACAUUUAAUUGUUCUGAUCUCUGUGAAUAUGUUGAUUUAUACAUGAAAACAGAUGUUUUACUAUUAGCCGACAUCUUAAAAAAUUUUAGACAUCAGUGCUUACAAGCUUAUAGACUUGACCCUGCUCAUUACUAUACUACACCGAGAUUAACUUGGGACGCGAUGUUGAAAUAUACUAAUGUAAGGUUAGAAUUGUUGACAGACAUUGACAAACUAAUGUUUUUUGAACGUGGUGUGAGAGGAGGUAUAAGUCAAUGUAGCAAUCGCUAUGCUUGUGCUAAUAAUCCGUUUAUGGAAAAUUUUAAUAAAAAUGAGGAGGUCAAGUACAUUAUGUAUUUUGAUGCAAACAAUCUUUACGGUUGGAAUGAUUCACCUUUUGGCUACAUUUUAGAAGUAGAUUUAGAUUAUCCAAUAGAAUUGCACAACAGUCACAGUGAUUUUCCAUUCUGCUCAGAACACUCAAAUCCACCAUCGGAAUCAAAACAAGCAAAGCUUUUAACUACACUGAAUCCUAAGCGCAAGUACAUUAUCGAUUAUAGAGUAUUAAAACAAGUUCUUGCUAAUGGACUCAAAAGUAAAGCGACAAAUGAAUAUGAAAAGAAUCUGUUUAAACUCAUGAAUAAUGCCGUUUAUGGAAAAACCAUGGAAAAUGUACGCAAACACGUCGAUGUAAAACUUGUAACUAAGUGGGAGGGUCGCUAUGGAGCUGAGGCUCUGAUAUCUAAAACAAAUUUCCACAGUCGGUCAAUUUUCUGUGAAAACCUUGUUGCAAUUGAACUGAGAAAAACCGCAAUUUUGAUAAGCAAGCCAAUUUACAUUGGUUUUGCAGUACUCGAUGUAUCUAAGUCACUUAUUUAUGACUUUCAUUAUGAUUACAUGUUAAAAAAGUAUGGUGAAUCUUAUAUGAAGGAGGAUAUUCAUAAGUUUGAUACGUCGGAUUAUCCAAAGGAUAAUAUUUAUAAUAUUCCUCAAGCCAACAACAAAGUACUUGGACUUAUGAAAGAUGAAUGUAGUGGAAAAAUAAUCACAGAAUUUGUUGGUUUAAGGAGUAAGAUGUACAGUAUUCGUGUAAAUGGUCAGGAUUUUACAAAGAAAGCUAAGCGAGUUAGAUCGACAAGAACUCAACAUGUAAUUCGAUCACGACUUAAUAACGUUGAAACUGUUAAAAAACUUAAAGUUGCUUUAAGUCCAAUGGACGACAAGCGAUAUUUAUUACCAGAUAGCUAUGAUACUCUUGCUUGGGGACAUUAUAGAAUAGAGGAAAGAGAUUAA
This is a messenger RNA of Leptopilina boulardi, 2826 nucleotides long. RefSeq lists its product as uncharacterized. Gene Ontology annotation, molecular function: nucleic acid binding. Lineage: Eukaryota; Metazoa; Arthropoda; Insecta; Hymenoptera; Figitidae. The record is from RefSeq and is a predicted model, not a curated record. Bases 1 to 2826 code for a protein of 941 amino acids. The transcript has 8 exons.